Phytophthora nicotianae INRA-310 is the source of this 2052-nucleotide messenger RNA. RefSeq lists its product as hypothetical. Bases 39 to 1844 code for a protein of 601 amino acids. Gene Ontology annotation, biological process: carbohydrate metabolic process. The record is from RefSeq and is a predicted model, not a curated record. Gene Ontology annotation, molecular function: beta-glucosidase activity. NCBI's taxonomy places the organism in Eukaryota, Oomycota, Peronosporomycetes, Peronosporales, Peronosporaceae. The transcript has a single exon.
GACCCGGUUGUGGUAAUCUGGCAACUUGAAGUGGAAGCAUGAAUUGGCACACGGUUCCGACGUCCGGCAGUCGCCAACUUUCCGAGUCCAGCACAGACAGAUCUUCGAAGAGCUUGGGCACUAUGAACUUGCUGCGUCUGCUGCCGUGUGCUGUGGCUGCCGUCGCCGCCCUGAUGGCCCCCGCAGCCGCUGAGGAGCGCUGCUUCGACAAGGACUUCAUGUUCGGCUCGGCCACUGCCUCGUACCAGGUGGAAGGCGCCUACAUGGAGGGCGGUCGCACGCCCAGCAUCUGGGACGACUUCUGCCGUGAGAAGCCCGGUCUAUCCUGCGCCAACGUGGCCGACGACUUUUACCAUCGCUACCCUAGCGAUCUCAAGAUGAUGGCCGACGACGGUCUCCAGUCCUUCCGUUUCUCCAUAUCCUGGUCGCGUGUCAUGACGUGGAACCCGGCGAAGCGCCGCAUGGUACCCAACCCGACCGGUAUCGCCUUCUACCACGACCUCAUUGACGAGAUGGUCAAGAACAACCUCAAGCCGAUUCUAACCAUCUACCACUGGGACCUGCCGUCGGCGCUGCAGACGGAACUCUCCCCCGCGGGCUGGCUCAGUUCGGACAUUAUCAGUCACUAUGUGGACUUCGCUGCACUCAUGUUCCAGGAAUUCGGCCAGAAACUCGACUACUGGACGACUUUCAACGAGCCGUACUCGUUCGUAACGCAGGGCUACGGUACCGGUGUGCACGCCCCCGGCUUCACCGGCUCCGAGACCAACACAUACAUUGUGACCCACAACCUGUUGCGUGCCCACGCACUAGCAGUGCAGAAAUUCCGUGAGUUCCGUAGCAACGGUAUUAUGCGCCCCACUGCUCGCAUCGGUAUCGUGCUGGUGGCGCACAUGAUGUUCCCGCUGGACCCGUCCAACCCCAAGGACGUUGCUGCCGCUGAGCGUGCGCUGCAGUUCGACUACGGUUGGUUCCUGCAGCCCAUGAUCUCUGGCGACUAUCCGGUCGUAAUGCGCGAGGUGGUGGGCGACCGUCUGCCUCGUUUCACUGAGCAAGAGUCCAAGAUUCUCAAGGGAUCAUACGAUCUGUUUAUGAUCAACCACUACGCGUCUAAGUCCGUGACGGACUGCGACUCGCCGACGUCCAAGCGUAGCUGUGAUCAGCUUACGCUCGGCUGGGAGAAGGACAAGGGCGUCGACGACACUCGCGCUCCCGAGGGCUCGCGUCUUUCCAGCAUGGACCGCCACGGCAACCGCAACUGCGCAUGGUUCACGGCAUACCCGCCUGGAUACCUGGCGUUGAUGAAGUGGGUGAGCGCCCAUGACCCGUCGGCUGAUGUAUUGCUGACAGAAAACGGUUGGUGCGGCAACGCUGAAGCCGACGGCGCAGAGGAUCAGAUGUGGUAUUACACGAAUUACAUGGAGCAGGUUUACAAGGCUGUGACGGAGGAAAAGAUCAAGGUCAUCGGCUACACAGCGUGGUCCUACCUGGACAACUACGAGUGGGGCUCCUUCGAGCCGCGUUUCGGACUUUACUACGUCAACUUUACAUCCCAGACAGGUUCCAAGGACUACGUCUCGGCGAAGCCCACGGAGCUGGAGCGCGUACCGCGGCCGGCUGCCAAGUGGUUCAGCAAGCUGGCCAAGACGAAGUGCAUCCCCACGACCUCAGAGUCUGCAGUUGUGAGUGCCCCUAGCGGAGUGUCUAGUAGUGAGGGUCUGUCGACCUGGUCUAUCGUGGGCAUUGUCGUUGCGGCUGUUGUGGUGGUUGGUGCCGCUGUCAUUGGUAUCCGCGCCUAUAACAACCGCCGUGGCUCCACCAGCGAGCGCAGGCCGCUGUUGUAAUUCACCAAAACCGUUGUCGACAGUCAAGUAUUGGUCUGUUCGAGGAGCGGGUGGUUCUUUGAAUUAGGGGUUCCAACGUUAAGGUCUUAACCUCACGUUAACUGUUUCUAACCUCAGCGUUGACGUUGACGUUGAAGACAGUCUAGAGGUUUACUAAACCUUUUUGUCCACUCUUCCUGUCCCAUAAUAAGUGCAUAUUUUAAUACUA